AUGAUUACACCGGAUCAUAUUCCAUUUGUUGUAAAUUUGCAAGCGAAACAUGCUACUCAUUUAGAAAUAGUUGGUGGAAAAGGAGCAAAUUUAGCAAUUUUAUUUCAAAGAGGUUUCAAUGUUCCUGAUGCCUUCAUCGUAACAACAAAUGCAUUUGAUUAUGUAUUUAAUGAUGAACAAACAAAAGGUGUUCUAUCGAUCAUAGAUGAAGUUAAUGUUGAUAAUAUAAAAGAAUUAGAAGAUGUCAGUAAUACGAUUAAACAAGCAAUUUGUAAUAUAAAUUUAUCAAGUGACAUGAUUAAUUUAAUAAUAGAUCAUUAUUAUAAACUUUGUGAAAAAAUUGAUAAUAUGAAUAUUCAUGUUGCUGUUCGAAGUAGUGCUACAGCUGAAGAUUUACCUGAUAAUUCAUUUGCUGGACAACAAGAUACUUAUUUACAUGUAGGAAGAGAAAAUUUAAUUGAUAAAAUAAAAGAAUGUUGGGCAUCAUUAUUUACAGCUCGAGCAAUAUCAUAUAGAAAAAAAUCCAAUAUUGAUCAUAAAAUUGUAAAACUUGCUGUUGUUGUUCAAGCAAUGAUUUCUAGUGAAGUAUCUGGUGUUGCAUUUACUGCAAAUCCAAUAACAGGUUUAAGAAAUGAAGUUGUAAUUGAUUCAACAUAUGGUUUAGGUGAAGCUUUAGUAUCAGGUCUUGUAACACCAGAUCAUUAUGAAAUACUAUUUGAUAAUUAUGAAAAUGCUGAAAUAUGCGUAAAAAAUAUUGGUAAAAAAGGUAUCCAUAUUAUUGGUAAAUCAGAUGGUGGUACUGAAACAUUAGUUACUAUGGAUAAUAAUAAAAAAAUUGAAGCAUUAUCUGAUCAAUAUAUCAUUCAACUUGCAAAACUAGCUAAACAAGUUGAAAAAAGUUAUAAUUAUCAACCACAAGACUUAGAAUGGAGUUUUAGUAAUGAAAAAUUAUAUAUUCUACAAGCUAGACCUAUAACAACUUUAUUUCUAAUACCAAAACAUGCAUAUGGACAAUCAGGUUUAAGAUGUAUGAUGUCAUUUGGUACAGUUCAAGGAUUUCUGAAACCAAUGACACCUUUAGGUCAAAGUUCAAUACGUACUAUACUCAAUAGUUACUACAGAGCAAUACAUGUUGAUAGAAGUACUUCAAUUGAAGAUGAUAUAUCUUCAGAUCCAUUACGACAUCCUACAUUUAAAUCAGCAUCAAAUCGUCUUUGGAUUGAUAUUACUGAUACACUAACAUCACCAGCUGUGCGGUUUUGUGAUUUAUCAACGGUUGAUACUGGCAUGAAUCCUAUGGAUGCUCUUGCACUUACACGUGCUGUUGAAUCAAAUCCAACGACAGAAAUGAAUCUUAUGUUAUGGAAACUAACUGUAUUAAUAAAAGAUCAUGAAACAACAUUAAAAUUAUUUGAAAAUGAACCAACAGAUAAUUUAGUAAGAAUGUAUAAAAAUAAAUCUUUUGAUAAAGAUAUUCAAUAUACAAUGGAUGAAUUCUUUCAUAAUUAUGGUUGCCGUGGUAUUGGAGAAAUUGACAUAGGUUGUAAACGAUGGUUUGAUGAACCACAAGUUGUUAUUGAACAAAUAAAAAACUAUUUAAAAAUUCGUAAUCCAGAUAAAGCUGUUGAUAAAAUUCAUGAUCAAAGUCGACAAAGUGCCUAUGAAGCUUUAUCAAGAAUUGAAGAUGAAUUACGAUGGCCUUUUUUUCAAAGACCAUUAGUUAAUGUUCUCUUUACUAGGAUAAAAAUUUUAUUUUCAUUAAGAGAGUGUCCUAAAUAUUAUGGUAUUAUUCAACCAUUUGGAAAAUGUCGUAAUGAACUUAUUCGAAAAGCUAAUCUAGCAGUCAAUGAAAAUUUUAUUUCACAUGCUGAUGAUAUUUAUUUUUUGUUUAUUAGUGAAUUAAAAUCAUUAGCUUAUGAUACUGAUAAUCAACAAUAUGAUAAAAGAGAUUAUUGGAUAAAUUUAAUCUUAGAACGUCGUAUGGAAUAUAAAAAACAAAUGUCUUGUAAACGAAUACCAUUAAUCUUACUUUCUGAUGGCACAACAUAUUAUGAUGCAACAACAAUACCAAAUGAAAAUAAUCAGCCUAUUGAAUUAAUGGAAGGUGAAUAUCUUGGAAGUCCAGUAUCUCCAGGUGUAUAUGAAGGAAAAGUACGAAUAGUUGAUGAUCCAAUGAAUUCUCAAUUACAACCUGGUGAAAUCUUAGUUUGUACUGCUACUGAUCCAGCAUGGACAUCAUUAUUUCCAAUCAUUGGUGCAUUAGUAUUAGAAAUGGGUGGAAUGCUUCAACAUGGUGCUAUAGUUUCAAGAGAAUAUGGUUUACCAGCUGUUGUUGGUGUUGCGAAUGCGAAGCAAAUUUUUCAUAAUGGUCAACGUAUUCAAGUUAAUGGCUCUACUGGACGAAUUAAAGUUUUAUUUGAUGAAUGA
Rotaria sp. Silwood2 is the source of this 2427-nucleotide messenger RNA. The record is from the annotation of a GenBank genome assembly. NCBI's taxonomy places the organism in Eukaryota, Metazoa, Rotifera, Eurotatoria, Philodinida, Philodinidae.